Pseudophryne corroboree (corroboree frog) is the source of this 4216-nucleotide messenger RNA. RefSeq names its product spastin (gene SPAST). Lineage: Eukaryota; Metazoa; Chordata; Amphibia; Anura; Myobatrachidae. The coding region runs from base 178 to 2019 and encodes 613 amino acids. The record is from RefSeq and is a predicted model, not a curated record. Gene Ontology annotation, cellular component: microtubule cytoskeleton. The transcript has 17 exons. Gene Ontology annotation, molecular function: ATP binding; ATP hydrolysis activity; microtubule severing ATPase activity.
AGCCAGGAGGGCGUGGCCAGCGGCGGAGCGGGCGGAAGGGUGACCGCUGUACCAGGUGUAGUGGGCGGAGCAGUCGGGCGCUGUGGCGGGUGUAGUGGGCGUAGUUGCCAGGUCGGGGGCGGAGCAGUUGGGUAGGCUCUGUGCCCAGUGUUAUGGCAGCGGCUGCGGGCGCUGUGAAUGAAUUCUCCGGGCGGAAGAGGUAGCAAGAAGAGACCGGCGACCCCAGCAUCAGAGUCAGGUCCCGGGCCCCCGGCACUCUCACCCCGCUCGGAGUCCCCGGUGCUGCAGGGCCCCCCGCCCUCUCUCCAUAAGCGGAACCUAUACGUCUUCUCCUUCCCCCUGCUCGCCGUCUUCUCCCUCCUGCGCUUCCUGGCGCUGCAGCUCGGCCUGCUCUUUGCUUGGUGCUGCGAGCGGCUCUCCCGUAGGGUCAUGACGGACAAGAAGUGCCCAGAGGGCCGGACACUCGCUGAGCGCGGCGCACUGUCUCUCAGGACGGCUGAGGCUCAGGACAGGCCGCCGGAGCCGGAGGUGGUGCGGGCGUAUCACCAGCAGGCCUUCUACUACAUCUCCAUGGCCCUGCGUAUUGACGAGAAGGAGAAAGAUCACAAGGAUCAAGCUGUGGAAUGUUACAAGAAGGGUAUUCAGGAGUUGGAGAAAGGAAUUGCCGUGCCAGUGGUAGGACAAGGGGAGCAAUAUGACCGAGCACGGCGUCUACAAACAAAAAUGGCAACAAAUUUACUGAUGGCAAAGGAUCGAUUGCAGUUGCUAGCAAAGCUGCAAGCAGAUAUGCAAGGUCAGAACGCGCAAAUGGAGUUGUGUAGUGACAGUACUAACCUACCUUGCCGCAAUGGACAUCUGAAGCCAGAAAAAGGUGCGAUUCCAAAAAAGAAAGACCCAACCUCCAUUACCAGCAACUCCCUCCCUCGGGCAAAGGUUCUACAUAAAGCUGUGUCCUCAAAUCCACCUAGGAUACCAAACUGCACGCCUCCAUCCUCUUCUCAUCGGCAACCCAGUUCUCAGACAACGGCGAAUAGGGUAGCUGGAGGAAAAAAUACUAGACCAAAUAAUAAGCCAACAACACCAACUACAGGCCUAAGGAAAAAAGAUAUGAAGAAUUUAAGAAAUGUAGAUAGCAACCUUGCAAAUCUGAUUCUCAAUGAAAUUGUAGACAGUGGGCCAUCUGUCAAAUUUUCUGACAUCGCUGGCCAAGAUUUGGCUAAACAAGCCCUGCAGGAAAUUGUAAUACUACCCUCUAUUCGCCCUGAGCUAUUCACUGGACUGAGAGCUCCUGCACGAGGGUUAUUACUUUUUGGGCCGCCUGGAAAUGGAAAGACUAUGCUGGCAAAAGCUGUGGCAGCUGAAUCGAAUGCAACAUUUUUUAACAUAAGUGCAGCCAGCCUCACCUCUAAGUAUGUAGGCGAAGGGGAAAAAUUGGUGCGGGCGCUGUUUUCUGUGGCAAGAGAACUUCAACCAUCUAUUAUUUUUAUAGAUGAGGUGGAUAGUCUUUUAUGUGAAAGGAGAGAAGGAGAACAUGAUGCUAGCAGACGAUUAAAAACAGAAUUUUUAAUAGAGUUUGAUGGAGUACAGUCUGGAGGAGAUGACCGGGUUCUGGUCAUGGGAGCAACUAACAGACCUCAGGAGCUGGACGAUGCAGUUCUCAGGCGAUUCACUAAAAGGGUUUAUGUCUCCUUACCAAACGAAGAGACCAGGCUUCUGCUUCUACAAAAUCUACUAAGCAAGCAAGGGAGCCCACUGACACAAAAGGAACUGACACAAUUGGCUAGAAUGACUGAUGGUUACUCUGGCAGUGAUAUUACGGCACUGGCAAAAGAUGCUGCUCUUGGACCUAUAAGAGAACUGAAACCUGAGCAGGUGAAAAAUAUGUCUGCUAGUGAGAUGCGGAAUAUCAAAUAUUCUGACUUCCUAAAUUCUUUGAAGAAAAUAAAGUGCAGCGUGAGUUCCUCCACCCUUGAAUCUUACAUUCAAUGGAAUAAAGACUUUGGGGACACCACAGUGUGAAGUCACGACUGUUAAGCCAGACAAAGCGUCUUCAUGCCUGCUAGCUGAAAGGCAGGUUUGGUUCUGGAAGCACGUGGGAGAUGCUUACGCUUUCAAACAAAAAGUAUCAAACCUCCAAAUGUAUGCACUCAACCUAAUAGAUGAGCUGAAAACGAGAACUUGUACAAAUGGGAGUUUUACCGAGGCGUUUUUAUUGGACAAAGUGUUCUAAAGAAGUCUUCACUUAGCACUGACAUUAAAGGGUUAAAGGCAAAAAAAUGUUGUGCUGUGUCAUGAGCUCAUGUGCUCUAAUAAAAUGGAUGUGGGAAGACCCGUGCCUUGAGUUCAUAUUCCAGCAUCUAUUGUGUGCCUGCCCUUCUUUUUAAUAACUUAAUACCUUAUACUACUAACGGUGACUUUUUGUAAAUGUGUAGCUAUACCGGCUGGGAAAGAAAAGGCUAAUGGUAGAGAGAUGGUUUGCAAAAGUAACUGUAUUUUUCGUCGUGUGCCAAAGGAAAAUAUUUGGUGGCACAGAAGAUAAAAGGGGAUUUAAAAAGCACAUCAACAAAUUGUGAAGCAGCUGGUUUGCUGUGUGAAUGUCCUUCAACCGUGUAGUCCUCUUCGUCACGUGAAUAUUUGUAACUGGAAGCAAUUGGUGGAGUAUCUUAGAGUAAUACUAGCAUCUUUGAAACCUUGCAUGAGACAUUUGGUCAUAUUUUGUGGAUAAUGCUAGUCUAUUUGCUUCACAACUAAAUUGUAAACAUGUAAUUAAUGUUUUGUUUUAGUUUUAUAUUUAUUCACUUUUUCAUAAAACUUGUUUUGGUGAAUUAAUGCCUAACUUAUGCCCGGUGUCCAUGGAUGUCACAAAAUGAUUCUAGGUGGAAUGCACUUCUAUUAUUCAUCUAUUGGGUCUGUAAAGUUUUCAAGUAUUGGGAAGCCAAUACUUGCAUGUAUGUUACUGCUGUAUUAUUGAACGCUGCUGAUGUUUAUUGACUGAUUUAAUAUUUUCAGAGCUUUAUACUCUAACCUGAAGAAGCUGGCCAUACACUGUAUAUGUUUCCACACAAGCAAGCUAACUGCAUGGCAUCCUGGGCGAAUCAAGAGAUUGUGAAGUGACUCCAUUAACAUUAAAUGAUUUAUUGUCGCUCGGUAAAGCAGACUGAAUGAAUCCAGAAGACCAGUGGCGUGAUGGAUCUCAAAACCAUUGCUCAUGAUUGAUAUUUUAUUUUUUUGCAGUUUUUCCAUUUUUGGAUAAUUAAAACUCAUGUAUGUACAUUGAAUGAAUCUGGAAGAAUCAGUGUAUGGCCAGCUUUAAAAUUAUUUUACACUGAACAAAUCACUUGAUAGCCAUAGCAAGCUUCAUAGUUAAAUUCCACUAGGAUGCUUAAACCUGUCUUUUGUCCUCCCAAUAUUUGUCGAGGCCAUAUUACUGAUAUUUGUUUUCAUCUGCAAAUUAUAGGAUCAAGUUGUCUUUCUUAAUUUAUAUAUGCAAAAUAUGCUCAUGUAGCACCUCCCCCUUUUUGAUCAGUCACUGCCACAGGAGGGGGAGAGGAGGCUCUAAGCUGCCGACGCCGCUGCUUGUCAUACAGUGACCGGCACAGCAGCAGGUAGCAUUAGGGAGGCCAGGCGCAGCAGUGGGGAUGCAGAGCUGGGAGAGCGCCUCUCCAGCCUUGCGCCUACCUGCUCUGCAUCCCUUUGCUGAGCGGGUAGCGCCUGGCCUGGCUGGAACCAACCCAUACAAAGCUAUUCGAACAGCCCUGACUUGAAAAAUAUGUGUAGCUACUUAUUCAGUGGUUUUCUGUUGAGAUUAGUCUUCUGGGGAAAAAUAGAGGUAUGGUAAUCCAACCACCAAAUUAGAAAGUGAAUAGGCAUGUAGUACUCUUGCCUUAAGAAAAUGAUAAUAGUAGUUGCUUAUGUGUUUCUUAAUGUUGGACUAAAAAUCACCUUGCCUCAUUGGUUAUGAGAAAGUUAGUGUUUAUGUUUAGGUCUCAUCAAAUCCUGUAGGCAUAUGAUGUUUUUGUGGGGGGGGGGGGGUUUGUGUUUUUUUUUUUUCUUCUUUGUGACUAGUCACUCCUCAUUAGUAAUUAUUCUAAACAACAUUAUUGAAAUCUAAGUUCCUGGAUUAAGAAGUCACUAUUUUUGCUGGUAAUACCUAUUAAAAUUUUAAAUGACCUGAGAAAUAAAAACCUAAAUAAAACCAAUUAUGUUUGUAACCGUU